Penicillium salamii is the source of this 1971-nucleotide messenger RNA. The record is from the annotation of a GenBank genome assembly. NCBI's taxonomy places the organism in Eukaryota, Fungi, Ascomycota, Eurotiomycetes, Eurotiales, Aspergillaceae.
AUGGCUGCCACCGCCGGGUAUAUUAACAUGCCUGCGUUGCGAUCGUCAAACCAAGACUAUGCUUAUGGCCCAGCACCAGACCCAGUCUGCAUGGAACAAACGACAAUAACACAAGCCGAGAUUGAGUCUGUGCCGACGCAACAAAUCUCAGAAUCCAAAUUAAAAGAGAAUACGCCUGUGGCCAAUUCGGUGCCCCCGGAGAUACUGUUGCAGAUAUACUCCUUAUUAUCGCCCAAAGAUUUCAACAGCGCCCGGCACACAUGCUCCCGAUGGAUGCGAGUCAGUUUAAAUGAAAGAUUACUUGAACGCAAGUUAAAAAGUGCCGGAUGGUGGAAUGCAUGGCUGCAAGACCACAGCAAGCCAUCUGCACCAGGUCGGGACGAAAGUGACGUUUGGAGAAUGAGUCGGCGCCUUGCCACCGAGUCUCUUUUUAGCGGCCGAAAAUCGAGGUCAAGACCCAAGAAUCUGGGCUUUGUGAAAACCGUCGUGAUCGACUUCUCAGGUCUUGUGGGCACAGAAAGAAAAUCCCGGGCUAUUGGGCCUCAGUCAAAAGAGAUCGAAAGCAACAAACCAGUGGCCUCGACUUUCAGCGCAAGCAGUUGCAGUAAUUACCUGCUGGUUACCACUGGAUGCACAAUUCAUGUCUAUCGCCUGCUAGGAAGAAGGAAAGACUCCAACGAUGCCAACCUGGUACCACUAUCAACAAUAACAUGUCCACACGACGUCCUUUCAACCGCCAUCGACACCAGCACACCCAAACCCACCAUAGCAGCCCUCCUAUCCAACCGGGUCGGCAUGCUCUGCAAACUAGACACAACCAAAACCAAAGCCACACCACACCACCUCUUCCACAACAUCUGCUCAGAAGAAGACCCCCCACAAACCGUAGCCCUAAGUCCAGGCCGACCCCUCGUUGCCUUCGGCUGCGCCUCCAACAUCGAAAUCCACACAAUGAACAACAAACGCAACGAAGUCAACAAACCAUUCACCCUCCCCCAACCCUCAGAAGUCCUCCACUUCCUGCCCAGCACAGCAGAAGCCCCAAAAGAGCUCCGCCUCAUCUCCUCCCUAGCAGGCCCAACCAAAUGCAAAUGCCCCCCAGUCCCAAGACCCCAAUUCCACUUCCUAGCAGACGUCCAAUCCUUCUCCCGUCGCAGAAUCUCACACACUCCCUCCAGAAACAUGGUCCGCGCAACACACUGCCACCACUACCACGCCGUCCCCAUAAACGACGGGCUGCACAUGGCCUUCGUCGAACCACAAUCCAACCUCCUCUGCAUAGGCUCCGACGCCCCAAUAGGCGGUCUAACAAGUCUCACUCGCUCAUUCAUCUGUAUACCACCAUUCAUCAGAUCCAAAUCAGACAAAGUCAGACCACCUGCUACAUUCGCCAUAGCCUCCGAUCUACGCUGGGGUCUGCGUCUAGUCGCUGUCUACGGGUCCAGACUGGUGCUAUAUUCCAUCCCAGGCGAUAUUUGGAACAUUGUUCGUCGGGACCGCGAAAAACAAGUUAAUGGCUUUAUGGGCGAUGAUAUUUCUCGGCACUUUUGCGCAGAGGCGGAUGCUUAUAUGGAGAGUUUGGACUCGUAUCAGCCUCCGCCUAUGGUUUGGCCAUUACAGGUGCGUGGCAGGGAGAUUGGGUCUGUUUCUGGUGUUGUGGAGUUGUCGUUGCAGUGUGGCGGUGGGGGUGUGAGGGUUUGGGCAUUUGGGAAGAGUGGGAUGGGGGAGGUGUUUGAUGUUGAUACUGGGGAUUUGAAGGAGAUGGCUUUUGGUGUUGAUGUCGGGGGUGUUAAGAUGAUUGAGAAGGAGAAUCCUGUUUCUGGUAGCAAGAAGAGGAAGUUUGAGGAAGAUGUUGCUUUUGUUGGGAGGUAUGGGGUUAGGCGGGUUGAGCGUUGUCGGACACAGGGACAUCAGCGGAAGUCAUCAUUUGCGGCUUGUGUGAUUGAUUUUAAGAUGCCUGAUUUGGAAUAA